CUGCUCUUCUCUAGCCGGUGGGGAAAGGAAGCAGACUUUGUUCCUAACUCUCCCUGUUUGACACCAACUUGCGUUAGGGACAACGUUACAUUUCUUUAGAUCAUUUUUUCUCCAACUACCCCACAUAUAAGGUUAAGGCUCUGAGAAGAGGCGUUCUCGCAACCACCAGGUGACGAUAGCCAUGAAGUGGGGCUUGGUGUUUUUGGGGGUCUUCCUAUCUCUGGGGACUCUGUCCUGGGGGGAGAAGGGCUUGGAGAUCCCAGAGUAUGAUGGCAAAGACCGCGUCCAUGACCUCAACGCCAAGAACUACAAGUCCGUCAUGAAGAAGUAUGACGUGAUGGUGAUCUACUACCACAAAUGUGCGGAUGGGAACCGCAGUGCCAUGAAGCAGUUUCAGAUAGAGGAGCUGGCUUUGGAGCUCGCAGCCCAAGUGCUGGCCGAUCUCGACGAUGAGGACAUUGGAUUCGGCCUGGUGGAUGAAAAGAAGGACUCCGCUGUUGCCAAGAAGCUGGGUCUGGAUGAGGUGGAGAGCAUCUACAUCUUCGCCGACAACGAGAUCAUCGAGUACGAUGGAGAGCUGGCCGCAGACACCAUUGUUGAGUUCCUCUAUGAUGUGAUUGAAGACCCCGUGGAGGUCAUCGACAACGAGCGCGAGCUGAAGGGUUUCCACAACAUGGAUGAGGUCAUCAAGCUGGUCGGCUAUUUCAAGAGCGAGAAAUCUCCACACUUCAUCGAGUACGAUGACGCCGCAGAGGAGUUCCACCCCUUCGUCAAGUUCUUUGCCAUAUUUGACCCCAAGAUCGCCAAGAAGCUGAAGCUGAAGAUGAACGAGGUCGAUUUCUACGAGCCGUUCAUGGAGGAGCCCGUCACCAUCCCAGGAAAGCCCUACCUCGAGUCCGAGCUUGUCGAUUACAUCGAACAGCACGACAGGCCCACCCUGAGGAAGCUCGAGCCUCACAGCAUGUACGAGAUCUGGGAGGAUGACAUCGACGGAGAGCACAUCGUUGCCUUUGCUGAGGAAGAUGACCCAGACGGUUUUGAAUUCCUGGAAAUCCUGAAGGAGGUGGCCCGCGAGAACACUGACAACCCCAACCUCAGCAUCAUCUGGAUCGACCCUGACAAUUUCCCCCUGCUGGUGCCCUACUGGGAGAGGACCUUCCAUAUCGACCUGUCUUCUCCUCAGAUUGGUGUGGUUGAUGUGGUGGACGCCGACAGCGUGUGGAUGGAAAUGGACGAUGACGAUGAUAUGCCGACAGCUGAUGAGCUUGAGCAGUGGAUCGAGGACGUUCUGUCGGGAAAGAUCGACCCAGAUGAUGAUGAUGAGGAUGAAGACGACGACGACGACGACGAUGAUGAUGAUGACGAUGACGACGAUGAGGAUGAUGAUGACGACGAUGAGGAUGAUGACGACGAUGAUGAUGACGAAGACGAUGAUGAUGAAGAUGAUGAUGACGAUGAUGAUGACGAUGAUGAUGACGAUGAUGACGAUGAUGAUGAAUAAAUGCUAGCUAACAUCUAUCACAUCCCUUUUAUUAAGCCAGUAAUGGCAGAACCCAAAUGAGGCACCACUUUUUAAACGUCUUACAGCAAACGCACUUUGUGUCUGUUUGCUUCCUGUACGGUUUCCUGCAAGGGACAAAAAUAAUGACCCUAUGGGAGCCUCUUUAAUAUCAGUCAGGGAAGGAGAUUGUAAAAGAAGCAGAGCAUUCAUAACUCUGUCCAUGAACAGGGUUGAAGGGUUUCUUUGUUACUGUAUUAAAACCUGUUGACUUCUCACCUUUUACUUUCACAAUGAAGAGGCUGGCAGAGGCUAACUUCCCCCUUUUUUUUUUCUACAGUUCCUCACAUUAACUGUAAACCUGUUUCAAUGACAUGUUUUCUACUUGAUGAAGAGAAGAAACAAUCACUUUCAUGUACUAUUUUAAAGAAGGAAAUAAACUUACCUCACUGGACAGUCUUAAGAUUAUUACAAUCUUGGAAAACUAAAGUGUCUGAUGGAAAAAAAAAAAUCAACAUGAUUGGUUUCUGCUCUCAUAAUAAAAAUGAAAGACACAA
Messenger RNA from Labrus mixtus (cuckoo wrasse), 2055 nucleotides. RefSeq names its product calsequestrin 1b (gene casq1b). The transcript is spliced from 11 exons. Gene Ontology annotation, biological process: regulation of skeletal muscle contraction by regulation of release of sequestered calcium ion. Gene Ontology annotation, cellular component: sarcoplasmic reticulum lumen. Lineage: Eukaryota; Metazoa; Chordata; Actinopteri; Labriformes; Labridae. The coding region runs from base 182 to 1501 and encodes 439 amino acids. The record is from RefSeq and is a predicted model, not a curated record. Gene Ontology annotation, molecular function: calcium ion binding.